AUGAGGUGUGACUACGGCGUGUUGGGCAACAAGGAGGGCUCGUUCCUGUGGAUGGUGAAGCGUGACCCGCCCUCCUACUUCUUCGGGACCAUCCACGUGCCGUACACCCGCGUCUGGGAGCACAUCCCCAACAACACCAAGCGCGCCUUCCGCCUCAGCGACAACGUCUUCUUCGAGCUCGACCUCACCGACCCCUACACCGUGUCGGCCCUCACCACCUGCCAGCUCCUGCCCAGGGGGGAGAACCUCUCGGACGUGCUGCCGGGCGAGCUGUUCACGCGGCUCAAGCGACACCUGGCCUACGUCAAGACCCAGAUGCCGCGCUGGAUCACGCAGGACCAGCGCGGCCGAGGCCUCUACGCUGACUACCUCUUCAACGCCAUCACGGGUAACUGGGAGAGGAAACGGCCGGUGUGGGUGAUGCUGAUGGUGAACAGCCUGACGGAGAGCGACAUCCGGAGCCGCGGGGUACCGGUGCUUGAUCUGUACUUGGCGCAGGAGGCGGAGCGGCUCACCAAGCAGACCGGCGCCGUGGAGCAUGUGGAGGAGCAGUGCGUCCCCCUCAACGGCCUCAACUUCUCGCAGGUGGUCUUCGCGCUCAACCACACACUGGCGCAGCAGGAGAUCCUGAGGGAGGGCGAAGGGCGGCUCACCUACACCACGGACCACCUCAUCACGCACUACAACUGUGGUGACCUGGAUGCCGUGAUCUUCUCGCAGGACACGACGCAGGUUCCACACUUAGGCAACACGUCCUUACCGCCCUUGGACGCCGCCAUCGCCACACACAUCGACGAGUACUUCCGCGAGGAGCUCAUCUACCGCCGCAACCAGCGCAUGGGCCGCCGCGUCGUGGAGAUCCUGCGCGACAACCCCGACCAGAGCUUCUUCUUCGCCUUUGGAGCAGGCCACUUCCUCGGUAACCACACCGUGCUGGACGUGGUGCGUGCUGCGGGCCUGGCGGUGCAGCACGUGGGCCCAGAAACCAGGAUAAAGAGGCAUAAGAGGCGGCGCGGCGGCCACAGGGGCGGGCUGGUGCCUGAACCCUCGGUGCUCAAGGACUUCACCAGCACCCUCGACGCCCGCCACCAGCACGACCCCGCCUUCGCCAAGAUCUUGUCGCAGCAGACGGCGGGAGGGCGCGGGCGACGGCCGGGCACCCCCACCACCACGCAGCCCUUCAGGAAACCCGCCCCGUUCAAUGAUCUUUGGGUUAGAAUAGAUCCCGACCCGCCCACGUGGUAUGACCAGCACUCGUGUAGCUACCACGAGGCGGCGGCCAACGAGGCGACGACGACCAACGAGCCUGUGGACCCCCGAGACGAGGAGCUGGUGCGGGAGUCCCUCAGGGUGUGGUACGGCCUCCCCGCCGCCACCCGUUCCGCCACGCCCCAAGCCGCCACGCCCGCCCCCGCCGUCCUUCUGUUGAUGAUGCUCCUGCUGGGCCUCCUACACGUCAGCAGCCCGUCACUACCUCAGCCACGAACGUGCUGUGGCCGGUGAUGGCAGAGUGCCCGCCAACGUUCUGCUCUUCUCGGCAGCCAAAGUCCAGCCUCCGCCAGCCGCCGACGGACGCCAAGCUCGGUGAGGCGGUGCCGUCCUCUACGCUGCCGCUGCUGUCCCCUCCACCACCACCACCACCUCACCAAUUGUCCUUGAACUGCUAACAGAUUUUAUAUAUGUUCUUUAGAAAAAGGAGUGUUUAUAAAGUGUGUAACAUGUAUUUUGUCUCGCCCGACGAAGUGUUGUUCGUCCGGGAACUAGGCGCUGCGUUGGCAGCCAGACUUGACCUCCGCCGAGGGUGUCGAAGAACGGUGCCCGAGCCGCGUGCAGGGUGGCUGAGUGCCGCGUGUAGACAGUGAAUUGGUAGAGUUAAUACUGCUUCGUGUGGCAGGAAAUACCGGAUCUACGAAAACCUUAUGCUAAUCUAUAAAAAAAAUACUCAUUUAAUUUUGUAGAUAAGACAAUCGAAGAGUCGUUGUGGGUUACGAUGGAUGCAGUGUCUCGAUCCGUCCUCUGUCACAGCAUGAGGGUGUUGUUUGCCCGUCUCGCGUCUGCCACGGAGGUCGCAUGCACUGUCUGGAAUCCAGAGAGAUGACGUCAUGCCCUGUUGUCUCCUGAAUUCAGUGCUGGAAGAAUAUAAACAAAAUGCCAAACAAGUCGAAGCUUUAACAUCGCUUAGUGGCUCUAAAGGGCUCUCCAAACCAGGAAACUGUUUCCCAUGAGUUUCCGACUGUUUCCAGACUGUUUACAAACUGUUUGGAAACAUUUGUAAAACAAAGUUUCCAUAAUGUUUUCAAACAGUUAGGAAACAGCUAAGAGACAAUUAGCAAACAAUUUUGAUGCUUAUUUGUUUUCCAUCUAGAAAGGGAAACAUUGAGUGUGUGUGUG
This is a messenger RNA of Eriocheir sinensis (Chinese mitten crab), 2391 nucleotides long. Its product is annotated as metalloprotease TIKI1-like. Bases 1 to 1503 code for a protein of 500 amino acids. The record is from RefSeq and is a predicted model, not a curated record. Gene Ontology annotation, molecular function: metalloendopeptidase activity. The transcript has 11 exons. Gene Ontology annotation, cellular component: membrane. Gene Ontology annotation, biological process: negative regulation of Wnt signaling pathway. NCBI's taxonomy places the organism in Eukaryota, Metazoa, Arthropoda, Malacostraca, Decapoda, Varunidae.